Bactrocera latifrons is the source of this 2425-nucleotide messenger RNA. Its product is annotated as NF-kappa-B inhibitor cactus-like. The record is from RefSeq and is a predicted model, not a curated record. The transcript is spliced from 5 exons. Lineage: Eukaryota; Metazoa; Arthropoda; Insecta; Diptera; Tephritidae. Gene Ontology annotation, molecular function: protein binding. Bases 601 to 2022 code for a protein of 473 amino acids.
AGGUAUUUCUGAACAACUCGCAAAGAAGUACAAAGGUAAAACCCGACGUGAUAUAAUUAAAAUUUCAAGUGGCUAAAGCACAUUCACAAACAAUUUUGCUGACGAAGAAGACGCGUUAACAAUUUAAUAAUAAUUCAAAAAUAAUUGAAAUAUUAAGUACAUUCCGUGCAUUUCGAAUAUUUUCCAUCGGCUGUACAAACAUUUAUUAUACGCAGUAAAAAUAUACCUGUAAAUCAAGAAUGAUAGAUCAUUAUCGCCUGUAAAUGUGAUAAGUGAGUGUGGUUGUGAAGUUUAUAUGCUUAGAAGAACUUGUAACGGAAUUUUGUUUCGGCACAUCACUCAAACAAUUUAAUAUAAAUGUGAAAGAACUUACAACAGGACUUAUAUCGGAGCAAAGCUUUUUGCUAAUCUCACAUACAGUUUUUUUUUGCUAUAAAUGCGAUAACAAGUUAAGAGUUUUCUCUUUGAUGUAUAAAGUAACGAGGCCAACUUAAAAUAUACAUAAUUGUAUAACAAGAUUAUAAACGAGAACAAUUUUUUAAAAUAAAUAAAUUUAAGUGAAAUUAUUUAAUACGGGAAAUACCUAUUAAACACUGCAAAAUGUCGAAGUCAAACCCAGCAGUAAAGUGUAUAACGAGUGAUAACGAAAAUACAAAUAUUACAGAUGGAAGUGGUACAAGUAGUUCAUCAAUUUUAGCAGCUAAAGCAGAUAAGGAACACAUUCCAGAAAAAAAGGAAUUUUCAAAAAACGUUGAUAUUGAAGAUCAAUCCCAGAUAGAUUCGGGAUUUUUGUCUGGUCCUCAAAGCUCUUUUCAAGAAGAGCAGGAGGAACCAAAAUAUAGCCCCGAUAGAAACGAUGCAAACGACUUCAACAAAUCAAAAUCAAAUAUUAUUACAACAGAACAUCACGUUAAAAACAUUACUGGAAUUUCCCAACCCCACGAUAAAAUUCAAGAGAAUAUAUUUGUUAUUGAUUCGGGUUGCAUAGAAGAAGAAUACGAAGAGUUCAACGAUUCAGAUACCAAAUCCGACCGCCACUUAACUACCAAACAAAAACUGCAUAGCAAACCACAGUCGGCAAACGCUGCAACCAAGAAUUCGAAUUUAAGUGAAGAAAUGAGACUCAAACAUGAUGUAGAUAGUCACAUAUCGGAAAGAUUUUGCAACCUAAGUUUAGAAAGUGGAGCUGCAAAUAAUUUAAAUGCUGCUGAUAGAAUUCCAGGACUUCAAUCGACAGCAGUAUCAAAUAAAUCGUUAGGAUUGUCCAAACAGUCUAUAGUGGAACAAAUUUUUCAACAAAAUGAUGAUGGAGACACUUACCUUCAUUUGGCAUGUAUAUCUGGGCAAGAUAAUUUAGUAGCUGCCCUUAUCCCAUUGGUUAUGCAACAAAGCCUUCUGAACAUAAAAAAUGAUUAUGAACAAACCCCACUGCACUUGGCAGCACUUUACAGCCAUAAAACCAUAAUGCGUAUGCUAUUACUUGCUGGCGCCGAGCCGAAUAUACGAGAUUGUGAUGGAAAUACGGCAUUGCAUAUUGCUUGUGAAAAUGGAGAUGAACAAAGUGUUAUUGCUUUAACAACACCAUUUAGCGCCCCAGAGGUCAAUGCUGCAUAUCAACAAUACGGAUUCGCACAGAGUAAACUUGUCAACAAUUUUGAAAUCAGAAAUUAUGACGGCGAAUAUUGUGUUCAUUUAGCUUCUGAAAGGGGUAAUCUUCAAAUACUAAGAUCAUUGGUGCAAUCUGGAGCAAAUAUCAAUGCCAGGGAAGGAAAAGGUGGAUACACACCACUACAUAUUUCUGUCGAAAGGAACAAUGAGGAACUAUUAAACUUCCUAUUAAAUUACUGCAAGCCCAAACUGAACUUGGAAGCAACAACUUUCGGCCGACGAACUGCAUAUCAAUUGGCAUGUAUUUCCAAGAGGUCACAAAUGCAACUUAUUUUAGAAAAGCAUGGCGCAAAACAACAACCCCUGCCGGAUGAAGAUGAGAGCACUGAAGAUGAAAGCAGUGACGAUGAAUAAGAAUAAAUAGCUGCCUUUUCUUUUCCUUCRAAAGCUCUAUGUUUUAAUAGAGCAAUUAAAAUAAAAUAUAUAGACACUCAUACAUGCAUACAUUCAUACAUACAUAUGUACAUAAUGUGAUCAUAAAAAUAAUAUUAGUGAAAAUUUGAUUUUAACUCGUUCAAUAUAUGUAUGUAGUUAUUUUCUAGUCGACUGAGAGGUAAUUUGUUAAUACAAUGGAUAGUGCGUUUUGAUUGCGGGUUUUAGUAGGAGUGUUGAAGCCAUUUGAAUAAAUGUGUUUGUGUCAAGUAGUUAAUGCUCACAACUUCACUUUCUGAUUUGUGUUUUAUGCAACCACCGUCGAAAAUUAAAAUAUGUAUACAUACGAAAAAUAAAGACUAAUGUACUGGAGCAAUAACUGUAA